This is a messenger RNA of Gongylonema pulchrum, 258 nucleotides long. Lineage: Eukaryota; Metazoa; Nematoda; Chromadorea; Rhabditida; Gongylonematidae. The record is from the annotation of a GenBank genome assembly.
GAGCUGUCUGGAAGAAAUUUAUGGCAAAUGCAGAACGACAAAGAUUCGAAGUUUUUGAUCAGAAACAGUGGGCGAGAUUCUGCCGAGAGACAGAAUCAGCGCGAAGCAGUAUCAUCGAGUCGUAUAGCAUCGGCGCUAGGAUGCGAAACAAGUAGCAGCGGCGCAUCCAUUUGCCGGUAUCACAUUUCGGAUGGUGAGCCGGAUGGCAGUGCCGACUUAAUCCCAUGGACCGAAGACGACGAUGCCAAAAAUUUCUAA